ACGCAGAUUAGUCAGCAGUAAAGUGUACAGAGCAGGAGCGCCAGCAGGGGGCGCCAGAGAGACGGAAGAGACUUGUGUUUUGGAAGGAGGAAGUGGUGAGAAAAAUAAGAAACAGGAAGAGACUGUGGGACUGUAGAGAGCUGGAGGCAGCGCACUGACACCGGGAAAAAAGUUGCUCCAGAAGUCUUGGGAGUCUGUUAAAUGGUUGGACAGACUGGAGACUAUAAGGAAGUGACCCUCCGCCGACCAGCAGCAUGUCUCUCCUCCUCACACUGCUUCUAUAUGGACAUCUAGCAUUCAUUAAAGGAGGUUCCAUUUAUGAUUCACCACCCUGCCUACCAGGUUUCUUUCAUUGCAAGUCUGACUGUGUUCCCCUGUUUUCUGUCUGUGAUGGUUCUUUUGACUGUGAGGAUAAAUCUGAUGAAAUGUCAUGUUCAUCAUCUUGCAACUUUACACUGAAAGACUUUUAUGGAGUCUUCUCCCCUCCUGGGUAUCCAGGAUCUCCACCCUUUCCUCUACCAUCUCAUUGCCGUUGGUUGAUUAACUCUGAAGAUAGCCGUGGACUUGCUUUGCAAUUUUCUGCCCUACAGCUUUCUGAGCUAGAUGCUCUUGUGGUUUAUGAAAAUAGUGUUGGGGACUUUCCACGCCUCCUUCGUGCCUUGUACCAACAGAGCAAUGGCAAAUCUGUCACAGUGGAGUCUGUUGGGGGCAGAGUAACCAUCAUUUAUCAAUACAACUCAAAUAUCCCUCAUUAUACCAAUAUUGAUUCUCCUAUAACAUACGACUCUGGCUUUGGACUUUCCAACAAUGAGAACCAUGACCCUGGUCCUCGCUUUACUGACCAGAUGGGAUCACCACCUUCUCAGUUUCAUUUCACUGGCUUUAACAUGCACAAUGGGUGGUAUCCAACAUUUCAUUCUCGAGGAUUUAAUGCAACUUAUCGUGUGCGGGGCUACUGCCUUCCUUGGGACCAGCCUUGUGGCUCCAGUCCAGGUCUGCUAUGGGAUGAUGGAGUGGAGGUAGGUGGUGGCUGUUUUUCUGACUCACAGCGUUGUGACGGAACCUGGGACUGUGCUAAUGGCAGAGAUGAAGCUAACUGUUCAAAUUGCCCUGAGGGGCAUUUUCCAUGUACAAGUGGUCGAGGCUGUUACCCCAUUACGGAGCGGUGUAACUACCAAACUUCUUGCCAAGAUGGUACAGAUGAAAGAGGCUGUCGUGGAUGUCAGCCUGGUGGCUUCCAUUGCGAUCUGGAGCGCUGUGUGUAUGAGGCAUGGGUAUGUGAUGGUCAAGCCGAUUGUCGAGAUGGAAGUGAUGAAAAAAACUGUGGCUAUGCACUUCCCCGUAAAGUGAUUGCGGCUGCUGUUAUAGGAAGCUUAAUCUGUGCUACUUUACUUGUUGUAGCAUUAGGAUGUACAUGCCGACUCUAUACUUCAAGAGCACGGGAGUAUAGCAUAUUUGCACCUUUAUCUCGGAUUGAUGCAGAAUUGAUCCAGCAGCAAGCACCACCUUCCUAUGGACAGCUGAUAGCUCAAGGAGCUAUACCACCCGUUGAGGACUUUCCCACUGAGAAUCCUAGUGAUGGCUCAAUUAUGGGAAACCUCCGCAGUCUACUACAGUUCCUGCAUCAGACACCACCUCUUCCUGCUGGUGGCCUAAAUGAACUGCCUCCUAGACGCCGCCCCCCUCGUCCUGUUCGGCGCCUUCUUCGAAGACUUCGCAGAUGGGGUCUUCUUCCGCCCCGAACACAGGGGACACAAACUGAACAACCUCAGAAUCCAUGCACUGGUCCAUCACUCCUGACGUCAGAAAGCACUGAUCAAACCUCUGCUCCACUACUUCCAUUGAAGACUCCUUUAGAUUCUCCUAGUUAUUCCUUGUCCUUGACUGAGCCUUCAGCUUCUUCCCAGCACACCUCCCCAGUGGAAGAUAGGAGUGGACUAAUGAUCGGGAUGAUGCAGGUGGUGCGGGAAAGGGUUUUGCCUCCCCUUGGUGCAGAAGAUCUCUCAAAUGGAAGGUUUGGGGAGGGUGCUGUAGGGCUUGAAGGACCUGAAGAGGAGGAUGAAAUGCUGCUGUUGCCAUUAGCAGAAGGCUAUGAUGGGGCAGCAGGAGAUGUAGGGUUAAUUUUAUGUUAGCAUAGCUUCUUCCCUAUCUUCUCAUGAAAUAUUUGCACAUAGUGAAGGGUUUUGUAAGAGCUUGUAUACACUUGCCCUGAUCCCUGCUUGAAGCUUAGUGAAGCUGAAAUCUGAUAACAAAUGGGCUUAGUAGAAAAGAUGAACGUCAGCUCAAAGACUGUGUAGAGUAAAAGUUGCCCAUAGCAACCAAUCAGAUUGCUUCUUUCAUUUUUGAGAGUCCCUUUUAAAAUGAAAGAAGCAAUCUGAUUGGUUUGGGCAACUGGUCAACUUUUCCUUUGCACAGGUUUUGAUAAAUCUCCCCCAAUGUGCUGAGAUUCUAAUGCAGUGGUCUCAAACUGGUGGCCCUCCAGAUGUUGCAAAACCUUAACUCCCAGCAUUCCCACAGCCAUUAGCUGCAGAAAAUGGCUGUCUGGGCAUGUCCAGGCCUGCUGGGAGUUGAAGUUUUGCAACAUCUGGAGGGCCGCCAGUUUGAGACUCCUGAUCUAAUGACUUCUGUCUAUCAUCUAUAACCAGCUGUGUUCCAUGUUUGUUGAAUUCACUAUGGAUUCAUAAGCCGUUCUAAUUUAGUGUAAUUUAGUUUUGCAGAAGCAUACCACAGUCUCUAUGAGGGAGAUUUAUCAAAACCUGUCCAGAGGAAAAGUUGCUGAGUUGCCCAUAGUAACCAAUCAGAUCACUUCUUUCAUUUUUGAAAAGGCCUUGUUUAAAAUGAAAGAAGUGAUCUGAUUGGUUGCUAUCGGCAACUCAGCAACUUUUCCUCUGCACAGGUUUUGAUAAAUCUCCCCCAUAUAUGUGUGUAUGUACAGAUUGUAUAUAGAUAACUUAGUACAUUACAUUACUUACAAUGUAGGGCUCAUCAGUAACAGUCUGUAUUAUAGCCCAGAGCUGCAUUCAUCAUUUGGUUGUUUCAUUCAACAGACACAUCCCCAAAGCUUUAUCUUCUCAAUGUAAAGGGCCUUCGAGAGUGGUGUAAAGUCUAUGGGAGUGAUUUACUAAUUCUGUCUAAUAUUUAGAGAGUGUAAAUCUGCGCAAAUUCCUAGACAUGUUGGACACUGUUGUCGAUACUUUACUCCAAGAAACAUUGGCCCUGAUUUACUAUUGUAACCCCAAUCUGUUUUGUUGGGUUGUGUGCCAAAAUGUGGGGUAUUGUGCCACAAAUUGUGCCUGCACCAAUUUGCAACCAAAAAAAAAAACCUGACCAAUUUUACUUAGAAAACCCGAAAAAGUGUUCUUUUUCCGUCCUGUGUCUUAGAGACUAGGACAGCCCCAUAGACUUACAUAAUGAGAAUAUGCUAAGCGCGUGCUGCUCCUGGUUCGUAAUCAUGCUAGGCCUAUGACAUGUCAAAGGUUUUAUUUCAUGACAGGUACAUUUUAAAAUGAAAACUUUCUUUGUUAUCCAUGGCAAGCAAUCACAUCACAGCUUUGAUUUCAUACAACACUCUUUAAAAAUCAACCACCAGUGCAAGCAGUGUGCAGAUGUUGAACAAGCAAGGAAUACUCAGAGUUUAACACUGUGAAUGCAGCUCUUUAGAUUCAGGUUUAUAACCCCUUCCUGACACAGUUUUUUUUCUUGGUUUUUCAUCCUCCCCUUCCAUAACCUUUUUUUAUUUUUCUGUUGACUGUGUUAUGAAAACGUUUUUAAUUGCCCCAUUUAGUGUACCAUAUCAGGUGUUAAAAAACUUUUUGGGGGUGACAUGGGGGGAAAAAAAAACACCAUUUCUCCAUUGUUUUGAUAACAUGUUAACGCGGGUCACUUUAAUUAAGACAAUAACAAAUGUAUAUAGUUUUAAUUUUUUUGACAAAAAAAUUACUUCUUAUUGGGACCAUUUUGGUGAACGAUGACUUUUUAUUCCCUGCAUUUUUUAAGGCCAGAACAUGUGGCAUUUUUUACAGUAUUCACCAUGUGGGAUAAAUGGAGUGAGGAUAUACUAGUUGGUGACACCAAUUAUAUUCAAUUUCCUUUGUAAGAUUUUGGGAAAGAAGGUAUUCUUAAAAUUUUUAUAUUUUGAGGUUUUUUUUUUCUCGUUUGGUUUUAGUUUUUAAUAAUUUUAGUCCGUCUAGGGGAUAUAUACUAAAGGUUAUUAUGCUGGAUCCUACAGUAAUCCCCAGACAAUCCAACACACGCCAACAGAUUGUGUUGUGGGGGCAAGGGUUUGAUCCCCAAGCCCCCUCUCUGUCCAACUGCUUAACUGCCACAGUUGUUUUUGACCCCAGCAUAUGAGUGGGUAUACAGCUGGCAGUGGAGUUAUCUCUGAUCUCAACCACUACCUUACAGUGUUAGCUGUAGUAAACUUUUUGCCUAUGUACAUUAUAUGGCAGAGGUCAAGAAGGGGUUCAAAAUGAUUGCCAAGCUUUAAGAUAUGCCAACAGUGUUCAAUAAAUUGACACCCUUGCCAAUCUUGGGUUAUCGCCUCUGUUUACAUCAGUUCAUACUGCAUAAUUAUACAUUGGGACAAAGCUGCAUUAACGUGCAAAUUAUGGCAUUAUACAUUAAAACCUGGAUAACACUUUUAAAGUAAAGUAUUUGCAAAGGUGUUUGACUUUUGAUAUGGAUUCAUGUUAUAUAUAAACUGCAAAAUGCUGUACAGUAGGCUUUUUUGUAGGCCCCUCAAAGCAAGACUAUAGAGAGGGGUGUGAUGUUACAAGGGGCGUGGUGGACCCCUGCAGCACGCACACAGCGUUCAGAACUAAAUGUUCUGAACACUGGCCAAUGGAGUACCCCUUUAAGGUUGCUUUUGCAUAAGUGAAUUUAAGGUGCAUUCCCCCAAGAAGUCUUGUUUUUUUGGGGGGGGGGCAAAGGUAUGAAUGUGAAUAGAAUGCCCUGAAUAGAUAAAUGUAUACAAACCCUAACAUUUACCAUGUGACUGUACACUCCUGCCUUGCCAUGCGGUCUAAUGUGAAAAAGUGAAAUUGCGUAAGACAGUGGUGACUGGACUUGUCUGAUGUAUCAAAUGCUAUAUUGGUGUUCUUGACUUAGUUGUAGACUUUAGAGCAUUCCCACAAGUAUUCUCAAUUCCCUUGAGGUAAGAAGUGGGCAGAGACACAUAGGAUACAUCCCUUUGACUUAUAAAAAUAGAAUACACAAAUUCUUACAGGACUGAAAAGCUGUGGCUCUGUUCUUGUACAAUCGCCAGCGAAUUAGAGUAGCAGACAAGUGGAGAUUUGCUGCAAACUUUUUCCUAAAUGGAAAAUUGGACAUUGGCAGUAAAAAUGCACAACAUUUCCAUGACUUAUGCAGGGACAUCUGCAGCAGUAAAAUUCAAAGGUAUUAUAUGUCCAUCUUGUUAGUUUACAAAGAGUUUAUGGUAGAUAUAACUACAAGCUGUUGCUUGAUAUGAUAUUUGAUCUGCAUCUGCUUUAUUGGAGAAAAUAUAGACACAAGCGAUGACCUAGACUUGUCCCGUGUGCUAGUAAAAAACCUAAGCAAUCUGCAAACCAACUUGUGUAUGUAUUUACUCCAUUUUUGCUGAACCUUCAAACUUUGGUGUAAGGAUAUUUAUGGCCAAAUAGGCUGUUGGAGAGAUUUUUGAAGAAAGUCCCCCAAAUUUUGCACUGUAUUAAACGUGCUAAACAUGACUGCUGUUGGAUCUACCAAGACAUAUUGAGAGUACCUGAAAACAAUGAAGUCAUAAAGUAAGAAAUUGAGGUUUACCAUACUUAAAUUGCUAUAAAAAGGAAAAGUAGUGUAUAUGCGACAAAACUGCAUGACAAUCUUGGCUCAAACUGUGCUUAUGAUAAGACCUGCCCUCAGCUUUCCAGCUAUGUUCAGCUAUAACAGCUUGUUGGCAUUUAUUACUGGUUUGGUGGCCUUUUUUAUGCAACUGUGCUUUAUAGGAAUUUUUCAUUGUCACCAAUAAAACUGCUAGAUCAUUGUGUAUGCAGGCUUUAAUAGGUCUUCCAGAAAUGGGUAAGGAACCAUUGCAUAUUACAUAUUUUCUUUACUGCAAAAUGUCAUUUGUUAUGCAUAAUGAAUGAAAUGUGGCACAAUACCAGAGUUCACAGUACAGAGUUGGCCUUUCUAUAUGUCUCUUAAAGGGAACCUGACAUGUUGAAAAUGCUGUAUAAUCUGUAAGUACUGUAACCUGUAAAAGCAAGUGGAGCUGAGCAGAUAAAUAUUUAGUUUUGUGGAAAAAGUUUCUAGAUAGCUUACCAUUUAUUCAUGUAAAUCUCUGCACAUUCUGAGCUAAGUAGUCAAGUGGACGUCCUACCCAAUGAUUGACAGCUAGUUAUUUAUAAAUGUGCAUACAGAGAGAGCUGUCAGUCACUUAGUAGGACCGCCCACAUGACUAGAAGGAAAUUACUAGACAUCCUGGAACUGUAUAUACGUCUGCAUUGCUCCUUCUGCUCUAUAACAUGCUGCCUGCAGAUUAGAUUGCAAUUACUUCAUCACAUAGUUUUUAUUGAUUUAUAAAUGUAUAAGUAAACAAAAAUAGAUAAAUUAUGGGCAAAGCAGAGUAUGGUAGCUCAUACGCAUAGAAGCAGAUGUUAUUACCACAUCAAGCAAAAGUAUAAACAAACUAGAUUAUUGACAAGAAUACUUAGAAAUGUUCAUUUAGAUAACUCCUAAAAGUUAGCAGUACUUCUGAUGUGUUAUGGAAGGACCAACAAUUUGAUGGCUACUUCAACAGGAACAUGUAGAUAAGUCUAUCUACUUCACAUUUUAGGUAUCCCUUAUAACAAGUUUUUAGUCGCUUAAAGCGUACCUGAUACCACACACACUCACAAAUAAAAAAAAGUUACUCAGUACCUAAUCCUGAUCAUGUCCAUCUAAUUUAAUGCCUCUAUCACCUAUAUUUAUUAUGAAAAUACCUCUUUUCAUUAGCUCACAAUGUUAGUUGUCUCAGGGGAAGGGGGCGUGUCCCUCCCUUGUGGUGGUGGGAGGUGAUUGGUCUGUCUGCUCAUCCAGCCUUGUCCAUGACUUAUCUCUUGUCCAUGACACAUGGACAAGCCUGAUGGUGCUGUAGGACUGGUUACUGUACUAGUAAACACCAGAUUACAAAAUGCCUUUUUGUUUUCAUCACUAAUAAUAUAUAAAAUGUUUUUGGAUCUGACAGUGCCCAUUUAACAACUAAAGCAAAGGGACCGGCUCCAAUAUAAGAAUGUCAUGGUAAAUGACUGUGUGAUCUUCAAUUGCAAUUUCAAUGUGACCUAUUAAGAGGGGAAAAUCCAAAGCACAAUGCUCUGUGUGCUCAUAAUAUUGAUGUAAAAUUCUUGUUUGAAAAAUGUUGAGUUAUCAUGCUAAGUUCAGAUUUUAGUUUGCAUGAGUUUACAAGAAUGCUGGUAAUCCAUGUCCUUGAUAUAGAGAACAUUGCUUGUGUUCUUCAGGCCCAGUAAUAGAGCACAAUUUGUAUCUUUUUAAUUUCCAAGUGGUAAUAUAAAUAGCCACUCUGAAGUGCCAUACAUUGAGUGGUAAGCCUGCUAAAUAACAUCAUGAUUGACCACUAAACUAUUAAUGCAUUAGAAAGUGGCAUGUGCAUGGGAUAGAUGUUCUACUGUCUUUACAACUUGUCUAUCUGGUUUCACUUUUUCCACCACAAAUUUCUAGGUAUUUGCUGUUUUGACAAUCAGUGGGAUAAAAUUCUUUCCAUGUUAUGUCCCCACUUUUUCUACAAAUACAAAUUUCCCUGAGCAUCUUUGUCGAAUCCGUUGUGUAGAAAUAGGAUGAAUCUUUUAUUUUUCUAUUGAAAAGUAUACCUAAAUCACAGAGUAUUUUUAUUCGGUUCACUGGAUGUAUAGGGGUCUUCAACAGAUUUGCCUGGCUGAGGGUUCACACAUUAGGGCCAGGUUUACACAGGGCAGUUUUUAAUGAUUUACUUUUUUUCUAACCAUAACUUGAUCCUACAGAGGAGGGAUAUAUGAAUGAUCCCAUAGAUCCAGUCCCAGUAGUUAAAAAAAAAAAAAAAAAACCUGCAGUGUCAACCUGGCCUGAUCAUACGUCUGCUGCAGCUAUGUAAUGCUGUAUUUGUUAAUGACUAACAUACCAGACGCUCAGAAACCUCCGAGAAUGGGUUCAUGAUUGGUGUGGGUUUGCAUGCUGUGCUUAAAUUAUUUAUUUUCUGUGAUUGUAUAAAAUAAAUCCUUAUGAAAGUU
Molecule: messenger RNA, 8219 nt
Organism: Hyla sarda
Lineage: Eukaryota; Metazoa; Chordata; Amphibia; Anura; Hylidae
Gene: LRP10
Product: LDL receptor related protein 10
Exons: 5
Coding region: 255-2132 (625 amino acids)
Cellular component (GO): plasma membrane
Molecular function (GO): protein binding
Source: RefSeq, a predicted model, not a curated record